Molecule: messenger RNA, 2394 nt
Organism: Lampris incognitus (smalleye Pacific opah)
Lineage: Eukaryota; Metazoa; Chordata; Actinopteri; Lampriformes; Lampridae
Gene: mapre2
Product: microtubule-associated protein, RP/EB family, member 2
Exons: 7
Coding region: 114-1127 (337 amino acids)
Biological process (GO): spindle assembly; protein localization to microtubule plus-end; regulation of microtubule polymerization or depolymerization
Cellular component (GO): microtubule plus-end; microtubule organizing center; cytoplasmic microtubule
Molecular function (GO): microtubule plus-end binding
Source: RefSeq, a predicted model, not a curated record
AGCGAGAGAGAGAGAGAGAGAGCCCGAAGGUGCGGCGCUUUCAUAGUAUUUUUUGCAUCGUCCUCUUCGCCAGGGAAGAACAGAAUAUAUCUGUUCCUUAUUCCAGAGAGCCAAUGCCUGGUCCCACCCAAGCACUUUCCCCGAAUGGAGAGAAUAACAACGACAUCGUCCCGGACAACGGAUCCAACAUCAUUCCUUACAGAAAAAACACAGUGCGAGGAGAGCGCGCCUACAGUUGGGGAAUGGCGGUCAACGUAUAUUCUACCUCAAUAACCCAGGAGACUAUGAGCAGACAUGACAUUACUGCCUGGGUGAACGAUCUUCUGUGUCUAAACUACGCUAAGGUGGAGCAGCUCUCCUCAGGAGCGGCGUAUUGUCAGUUCAUGGACAUGCUUUUCCCUGGGUGCAUCAGUCUUAAGAAGGUCAAGUUCCAAGCUAAAUUGGAGCACGAGUACAUUCACAACUUCAAAGUGUUGCAGGCAUCGUUCAAAAGGAUGAAUGUGGACAAGAUUAUUCCUGUAGAGAAGCUGGUUAAAGGUCGAUUUCAGGACAACCUUGACUUCAUCCAGUGGUUCAAGAAGUUCUUUGAUGCCAACUAUGACGGUAAAGAGUAUGACCCGGUUCAGGCCAGACAGGGUCAGGAUGCCAUUCCUCCACCUGAUCCUGGCGAGCAGAUCUUCAACCUGCCAAAGAAGUCCCACCAUGCAGCAAGCUCCCCAACUGCAGGGGCCUCAAGGGCAAGCUCUACUACGCCCAAGUCUUCGACGCCAUCAUCUAGGCCCUCGUCGGCCAAAAGGGUCCCGACAACGUCAACUCCUGCCAAAGGAGAGAAAGAACUGGAAGCACAGGUCACACAGCUUAAUGAACAGCUGAACACAUUAAAGUUGGCGUUGGAAGGUGUGGAGAAAGAGAGGGAUUUCUACUUCAGCAAGCUGCGAGAGGUGGAGCUGCUGUGCCAGGAGCAGGGCGAAGAGAACGCCCCGUUUGUGGAGCGGUUAAUGGAGGUCCUCUACUCCACAGACGAGCAGGAAGGAGCUGCGGAUUUGGCUGAGGGAGAUGGCGAGGAGGCGGAGCAGCUGACUCACGAGGAUGCACCAGAUGAUCAACAGGAGCAGGAUGAGUACUGACCACCAUCGUCCUUCACAACCACACACCCCUUUUUAUUUCAUGGGAAACUGAUAAAGGAUUACUACAGUGGUUCCUCCUGGUUUCUUCUUCCUUUUUUCCCUCUCUCUCGAAGACUGUGCACAAGAAGCAACCUCCUAAAAAGAAGCUCUCCCUUUUUUUUUUUUUUUUUUUGGUUUUUACACCCUCUGUUCAGUAUUCUUCAGUAUUCUGUGUUUUUGUGACUGUUGGUGAAAUGCUGUGGCAGGUCCGACGUUAGAGCCUCCACAAGCAGACAAGCUCAGACCAUCACAGAAGUUUCUAAGGACUUUGUGGAUGAAAAGUAAACUUAAUUCCUAGAUGUGAUGAAAUGCUGAAGUUCAGACGGGUAACGUUUUACCCGUCAGCGUAAGUGUUAUUGUGCCAGCUUCUGUCUCUUUUAUUUUGUAUUCUGUCUUUAUUAUUUUAUUUUUUAGUUUAUUUUCACAUAUCAACCAUUAUUAAUCAUAAGAAUGCAAUAAGUAAUGCCCUUAAAGGGUCCAUUAGUAGCUCUUAUCGAACCUCCUUCCAUAUGUUGCACUGACAUUUGAUCCUGUGUUGGACAAUCUGUCCAUUGACCCUCACCAUAUUUAUUUAGUCUUAGAAAUAGUUCUUCAUCCACAUCCUCGUGAAGGGAGACACUACGGUCAAUAAAUUCUGCGUAACGCGGUAGUUUAAUACAAACUAUUAACUGGGUGACGACGAUCAACACAACAAAUCACAGCUCAACAAUGCGUUAUCGGUGCCAGGUAUGACAUUGUGGUGACAGAGGUUGACUUAGUAUGCCAAACAUAGGGAAGGAAGAAACAUUUAUUGUGGACUAGUCUUAUCACGCUGAACCAUUUUUAGAUUUUAAACGUCAAUAGCAAAUUUCCACUGCUGUCUGUUACAUGGUCGCAAAUUUUAUUUCAGGUGUUUCCGUUUCGGAUGAUUUUUGAACCACAGGCGUUCGAGAAGAUGUGAGUCAGUUCACUGAGUAAUUUGACAUACUAUAUUCCAUUAAGUACAAUGUAUACCCUUUCUUAAUGUUGCAUUUACUAUAAUUGAACUCGGCAGUGCACCAUAAUGCUUUAGUCAUAUAUUGUGUAAAUGAAAAGGAAUGUAAACAUGUACUGUCAAUAAUGAAUAGUAAAUUGUUUUUUUUAAAUGUCCCACUCAUUAUGCAUUCCCCAAAACGUGUUGCAUGUUUGCAUUUUAUUUGUGAAUAACUUGACCUGCUUUUUACAUAUUUAAUAAAAAAAAAAGAGACUA